This is a messenger RNA of Girardinichthys multiradiatus, 5522 nucleotides long. It is a transcript of the gene slc24a3, whose product is annotated as solute carrier family 24 member 3. The record is from RefSeq and is a predicted model, not a curated record. Lineage: Eukaryota; Metazoa; Chordata; Actinopteri; Cyprinodontiformes; Goodeidae. Gene Ontology annotation, biological process: calcium ion transmembrane transport; intracellular calcium ion homeostasis. Gene Ontology annotation, molecular function: calcium channel activity; calcium, potassium:sodium antiporter activity. Bases 624 to 2603 code for a protein of 659 amino acids. The transcript has 17 exons. Gene Ontology annotation, cellular component: membrane.
GCCUCUGAUAAUAUUUCUUGGUUGGAAAUCUAAUCAUUUACAUUCCAUCAUUUGUCUGCAUGUAUUCCAAAUUACAUUUGAAUCGGAACAUUUCUUUGGAGCGUCCCGCUUGGUUUUUCAAGGGUUUUGUCAGUCAGUGCAUUUUUGGGUUGGGCCCGUGUUUCCAGACCCUAGCAACGCCUCUAGAAACACAUGUAAAGGUGCAGGAUGUUGAAAGAAGCAGCAGCAGGCUAUGCUUUAUUUUUUGCCAGCAGUGUACAGCCUCCAGAUUAUUGCGUGACCGUGCGUGUGCGCGCUUCCCGCACCUCUCUCCCUCUCCUCUGUUUCUCAGCAGCAGACACGCAUCCAUGGAGCGCUCCAGCAGCCACCCGCAGCCUCACCGCCUCGGAAACCAGAUUUUAACAUGACAUUAGGAGACAAACCUGCUCUCUAAAACAAGAGCUUUCAGUGCGGUUCGGUCCGUUCUGCCUCACAGAACCUCCCUGGUAUCAUUGCGCAACUUUCUACCCCCUGCUUCACUUCGGGGAGGUUAAAGCUCCUUCCCUGGAAUCACAGGAGCUUCUGGUUCAUCCUUGUUCUGAUUCUGUGGAGGCUUCGGGAGGCAGGAAGAAGUGGGGAAUCCUAUGGAUGAGGCAGCCGAACAGGCGAUGUCUCCGCUGGGUAUCCGACACCGGGAUGGAGCGACGCCGAACCAAAGGAGGGUGAAGGCGAGACGGAAAAGGCGAAAGGAGCUGGUUUUAAUCCAGAUCUGCUUGUUCGGAGGAUUUCUGCUGGCAGCGAAGGGCUUUUCAUACUUUAAGGAAAAUCCAGAUUUUGAUGCCUCGAUUGAGGGUGAAGAGAGACGUGUAGGACGAAAGCUUCUGCAGGAGAUGUACAACAGCAGCCAGGAGGAAGUGGAGAUUGAUGAAGAACCUAAGAACUGCACCACUCCAGCUCUGCACGAGUUUCCAACUGACUUCUUUACAAACAAAGAGAGAACCGAGGGAGCUGUGGCCCUGCAUGUGCUUUGUACUGUCUACAUGUUCUGCGCUCUGGCGCUGGUCUGUGAUGACUACUUUGUCCCUUCACUGGACAAGAUCUGUGAGCGUCUCCAUCUGAGUGAGGACGUGGCAGGAGCGACCUUCAUGGCAGCUGGCAGCUCAGCUCCAGAGCUCUUCACCUCUGUUAUCGGCGUGUUCAUCACCAAAGGUGAUGUGGGUGUAGGGACAAUCGUGGGUUCGGCCGUCUUCAACAUCCUCUGCAUCAUCGGUGUGUGUGGCUUCUUCGCUGGCCAGGCUGUGAAACUGUCUCAUUGGGCUCUGCUUAGAGAUUCCAUCUAUUACACAUUUUCCAUCAUAGCGCUGAUUGUGUUCAUCUAUGAUGAGAAGGUGUGCUGGUGGGAAUCUCUUGUCCUGAUCCUCAUGUAUGCUGUCUACAUCCUCAUCAUGAAGUUCAAUGGAAAGGCUCAUCGGUAUUUCAGCCAAAGAAAGAAGGGCUCCGGGAACCUGGCUAACGGGCUUACGGGAAGCACGGAUCUGGAGGAUAAUGUCUCAUAUGAUGCGACUGCAGUUCUGCUGAAGAAAGCGAACUUCCACUGUACGCCGUCGGUGCUGAUGGUCGACGAGCUGCUCUCUGCGUACCCCCACCAGCUGACUUUCUCCGAGGCCGGCAUGCGGAUCAUGAUCACCAGUCAUUUCUCCCCUAGAACCCGUCUCACCAUGGCCUCCCGUAUGCUCAUCAAUGAGAGACAGAGGCUUAUCAAUACCACAGAAACUCGGGUUAACUGCAUCACCAACGGCGACUCAGACUCCACUGCCCGAGUUCUGGGGAGGCGGGUCUUGGAGAAUGGGAUGGGUGCAGCUGAUCAAGGGUUCAAUGGGCGGUGCAGCCUGCAGCGGCUGGAGUCGGGUAACGAGACAGAAAACGAGGACAACGAGAACAACGAGAAUGACGAGGAAGGAGAGGCAGAAGAGGACAACGAAGGUCCUCUGGUGCCAUUUAAAGUCCCAGUGGGCAUCUGCACCAAACUAAGGUGGCUGAUCAUGUGGCCGCUGUCCCUGCUCCUCUUCUUCACCAUACCCAACUGUGCCAAGCGGCGCUGGGAACGGUGGUUUAUGGUCUCCUUCUUCACUGCCACCAUCUGGAUCGCUGGCCUCUCAUACAUCAUGGUCUGGAUGGUGACUGUGAUUGGCUUUACUCUCGGUAUUCCUGACGUCAUCAUGGGAAUCACCUUCCUGGCGGCGGGCACCAGCGUCCCAGACUGCAUGGCCAGCGUGAUCGUGGCCCGGCAAGGUUUGGGAGACAUGGCCAUCUCGAACUCCAUUGGCAGCAAUGUGUUUGACAUCCUGGUGGGUCUGGGUCUUCCAUGGGCGCUGCAAACCCUCUGCAUCGACUAUGGCUCCAACAUCCAUCUUAACAGCAGAGGACUCAUAUUCUCUGUAGGAAUUUUACUUGCCUCAGUAUUCUUCACAGUUCUUGGUGUUCAUCUGAACAAAUGGACUCUGGACUGGCGACUGGGCCUAGCCUGCCUCAUCAUGUAUGCUAUCUUCCUGUGCUUCUCUGUUCUUAUUGAGUUCAACGUCUUCAUUUUCGUCAACCUCCCCAUGUGCAGAGACAUCCACUGACCUCCAUCCUCCUCUGCCUCCUCCUCCUCCUCUUUAUCAUCGUACUCUGGCUUGUGGAGGGAGGAAAACUCACCCGGGUUCCAGUUUGUUGGCGCCCUGGAAUGGAAUCCGACCUUUUCUUUGUUUAGGGAACCACAGCUUUGUUUGAAACAUCUUGGGUGAAACAUGAAAGAUAAAAGAAGACACAGAAGGUUUGGGUUUGUUUCUGGAACCGGAUUGGAGGGUCAAAGAUGGCGUCCCAGCGGCAGAGAGUGUUUCCAGUUGCGUCGGGAACCAAACCGUUUUGGCUGAAGUGAACCCAACUGUUUCAGCACGGACAGUUAGGCUUCUGCUAGCGAGCUAGCAGCUACUGUAACUGGGAGGAGAAGAGAGAGGAAUCAGCGAUUUUUAGCUGCUUUGUUUGCUACUCUUUGUAACAAGUUUGGGUAUAAGCACAAGAUUAAGGUAUUUUUAAGUGAAAUAGAGAUUUCUCUGUAUAUAUUUGAUGAUUAUAUAGGUGCAUAUUUUAACUGAUGACAUGGAGUCUAUUCUGCACAAUCAAAGGACCCCUAUGAAAUAUUUAAGUCAUAUUUGGUGUUGCUUCAACAUGUCCCCCAUGCUCGGCACACACCAACAUUGCAUGCUGUUUGCCACAGCUGUCGCUUCGCACUGAGAGAGAAUUUACAUAUUUAACACUAUUAAUAUAUAGGUUGUUUUCCUCCAUAUCCAAGUAGAUGUACUUUUACCAAACCGACAAGUGAAAGGGACCUACUCCAGCACUGUCACUUUAAUGUAGAGAGAUAUAUUUCUGUUAACCUAUCAAAGACUGGUCUACAGUUUUCUGGAAAUGUGUACCUGCUGAAGGUAAAGUUCCCCGUAGACCUCCUGUUAGGCGUUUAGUUGCAGUUGUUUAAAACCAAAAAGUAUUUUUAGAGUAAUGGUCAUAGAUUGAGCGUGCGUGGAUUAGAGGAUGAGUGAGUGUGUGUGUGGGUGGAUGCCACUGUUGCUGGGAAGACAUCAUCAUAAUUUAUUUAUGAAUUAACUUAUUGAAAGAUUAUGUCUGAAUAGCAGUGUCAGUGCUCUCCGUGGUGUACAGUGAACUCUGAGGCUUGCUCUUUCCUCUACGAUGCACUGCACCUAAUUAUAAACUACUGACUUGAUGUUGUUUAUAUAGAUCUCUAUAAUUUAUAAGUCUUGUACAGUUUAGUUCAAACACAUGAGACAUUGUGGAACAUUCUCCUCCUCCUCAUGUUAAAUUAGUGAUGAAUUGAGGCCAUAAAAGAUUCAUUUGAGGAGAACAGGAAGUGAUAACAUGCCGACAUUCGAGCUUUUACAACAUAUUAUUCCUCUGCCGUCUCUUAUAUGUCUGGCUUUAAUGCCGGAGGAGCUUUUCUUCUGCAAGAAAAGUUUCUGUCAGAAGUUAGGAUACAUUUUUAGGUUUUUCUGAUUUAUUGGAACUGUUUCUUUUCAGGGUGGGAUGAUUACUUAUAAUUAAACUGCAAUGAUUUUUAAAAAAGAAAAACCUGCCAGAGUUCAUCUCCACAUUAUUGGUCAACAUUUUAUAUUUAGGCUCAAAUAUAUAUAAACACCACCACUAAUUGUUUAAAUGUGAAACUGCACACCUUUGGCUGAGGGUGUAUAGAUCUGUUGCAUCUCAGUGGUUCUCCUGCUACAAUAAGGCAGACAGCAACCCCCCUGCAGAGGAUAGUGAGGGGAGCUGAGAUGAUUGGAGUGUGCCUAUGCUCUACUGCAGGAACAUUGUCAGACACUCCUCACACCCUCUGCUUGAACUUUCUGAACUGCAAACAGUACCACAACAUUAAAAGCAGAACCAGCAGACUGCUGCACAGCUUUCAGCCUGAGGCAGCUGUUAUUUUCUAUCUAUUUAAUAAUUUCACACCAGAAAGAAACACUCUCUCAUUUUGUUGUUUGUUGUAAUUUUUUUUUUGUAUACGAUGAACUGCCAAUAAUAGAAAUAUAAGCCAAUAAGCUGAAUAACUUGUACUAUUAUAAAAAUGUUUGAUCUUUUGAGCCUGCAGUUGUUUAGAGAGAGCUUCCAAAAUACUUUUUCUAUAAAUCUAGAGUUCUCUUCCCUAAAAUCUCCACUGACUUCCUUUGAGUCUUUUAGUGUUUUUGCAUGUUGUGCUGCCAGAUAAUUUCUAUGAUUAACUCUGACGAUUAGGUCAAUGUUUGUAUACAUUUGAGCCUGAUUGGAUAAGAAAAAAUCCUCAAUAAAUUCAAAUUUCAGCAUUUAAUAUAUGUUGUCUUCAAAGUCAUUGCAGUUUUUUGUUGUUUAGCUGGUAAAAAAAACAGUUCAAGUAAAUCAUCACAGGCCUAAAAGUGUUAUUAAUGCCCAUGAUGGAACUUAUUAAUGCAGCUGUUUUGACAUAAUAAAACAUAAUAAUUUUCCACAGUAUAACUCUUGUUUCAGCAUGUGUUUAAACUAAAUAUGGAAGUUUUUUGGUAUUUAUUUUUAUAAGAGAUUUAAACUGAGCGCAUCUGAUGAUGUGCUGGUGCUCUCCUAGCAGCCACCAGAGGGUACUGUUGAGCAUCCUUACACAUUAAGUGAAGCGCUAGAUUGGGUUUAUUUUCCAACACAAAGACAAAUACAGAUUCUUUUGCAUGCCUCUAUAAAUAUUUAAUUGUUUUGUGUACUUUCAAUGCAUUUCUAACACCAAGAAGGCACUGACUGCUUGGAUUAUGCUGUACAUAUCAGGGGAAACAUGCUACUCUGAACUCAGACUGUUGAGUAUUUUAUGAUGAGCUGUAAACAGUUUUCUUUAGUACGUAGAUCUGCAGCAGUUAGUUCCCAGUUUAUUAUUGUUGUCUAAAGUCUUUUGAAUUGUUUGUAAAAGCUCCAUUUAUGUUGAUAAUUGACCUCUGGGAAGAACCAGAAGGAGAAGAAAAAUGUUCUCGCAAUAAACUGACUUACAUAAGCAA